This is a messenger RNA of Macroventuria anomochaeta, 925 nucleotides long. RefSeq lists its product as uncharacterized. Lineage: Eukaryota; Fungi; Ascomycota; Dothideomycetes; Pleosporales; Didymellaceae. The transcript is spliced from 3 exons. The coding region runs from base 1 to 573 and encodes 190 amino acids. The record is from RefSeq and is a predicted model, not a curated record.
AUGCGCCUGUACUGCGAGACCUACAUGUUGAAGGAAGGCUUCACAUGGCUAAUCACUUCGACUGUGUUGAAGCGUGUCUAUUACUGGAAUCUCUUGCAAAAGGAUACGCAGGCUGGCAGUUGUCCGCUAAAGAACUUUACCUACACAGCUGCUCGAGUGCCCGAAGACAUUCGCAGAACCACCGAAACGCUCUUUGAAACGAUCGAAGGCCUCAGACACAUCACGCUAGGCGCUACAGAAGGUGACCUUCCAAUUCUGAGGAGCCUCGAACGCACUGGCAAAUCAUUGAAGUAUCUCGAGCUCUAUGCUGCCGUGCAUGAUCGAGUCUACUCUGCAUCUGAGCUGAAGCAGCUUGUUAGCAGUUGUCAGCGUCUUACCAGACUACGGCUGAGUCUUGGGGACUUUAGCUCCGUCAUCGACAGCAUGGGAAUCCUCGAACCUUGCAACUUGUCUGAUUCCGACAGUUUGGAGGAGUCAAUAGCAGUACUUGCACAACACCCAACGCUCGAAAGUCCCGAACUAGCGAGCCAUCCGCUGUUGCGCGGAUAUCACACCAUACUGGAACGCCGGUGACGAUACGCUCAGAUUGCUGAGCAAAUUAUGCAGUACUUGGCCAAGCAUGAUUCCAAAAUCCGUUUCCUGGGCUUCCCACCCCAAUAUAAGUCCCAGAGCCCUGUGGACGAAGACGGAAGCACUUGGCCUCGCUAUUUCUACAAGAGAGGCACUGUGUCAGUCGAGACCAAUGGAACAACGAAGAUUGUCAGGACAGCGGCAGUGCCCUACACAAAGCGAGCACAUAGAUGGUCGUGUCUGAAUUAACUUUAACGAUGAACAAGACACGGCAUGCAGGAGGCUCGGACGAAUGACUGAGAUCGAUGGAUAUGGUGGAAGCUGGCACGACAGCAGCCAAAUGCUUCGCAAUGCG